AUGGAGGGGCCAAGCGGGUCCAGCUUCGGGAUAGACACCAUCCUGUCGGGAGGCAGCACCGGCAGCCCCGGAGUCAUGAACGGAGACUUUCGCCCCCACGGCGACGGCAGGCCCGCGGAUUUUAGGAGCCAGGCCACGCCGUCCCCUUGCUCGGAAAUCGACACGGUGGGGACGGCGCCCUCGUCGCCCAUCUCGGUGAGCAUGGAGCACCCCGAGCCGCACCUGGGGGUGGCGGAGAGCCUCCCGCCGCCGCCGCCGCACCACCUCCACCUCGGCCCGCACCCGCCGCCGCCGCCGCCGAGUUUGCAGCCGUCGCCCCCGCAGCCGCCGCCGCCCCAGCUAGGCUCGGCCAGCUCCGGCCCCAGGACUUCCACCUCUUCUUUUUUAAUUAAGGACAUUUUGGGCGACAGCAAACCGCUGGCGGCGUGUGCACCUUACAGUACCAGCGUCCCCUCUCCCCAUCACACUCCCAAGCAGGAGGGCAGCGCGGCCCCUGAGAGCUUCAGGCCCAAACUCGAGCAGGAGGACGGCAAAGCCAAGCUCGACAAGCGUGAUGACACACAGGGCGACAUCAAAUGCCACGGGACAAAGGAGGAGGGCGACCGGGAGAUCAGCAGCAGCCGGGACAGCCCGCCAGUACGGGCCAAGAAGCCUCGGAAGGCGCGGACCGCCUUCUCUGACCAUCAGCUCAACCAGCUGGAGCGCAGCUUCGAGCGGCAGAAGUACCUGAGCGUGCAGGACCGCAUGGACCUGGCCGCCGCCCUCAAUCUCACAGACACACAGGUGAAAACCUGGUACCAGAACCGAAGGACGAAGUGGAAGCGGCAGACGGCAGUGGGCCUGGAGCUGCUGGCCGAGGCCGGGAACUACUCGGCCCUGCAGAGGAUGUUCCCCUCGCCCUAUUUCUACCACCCUAGCUUGCUGGGCAGCAUGGACAGCACGACGGCGGCCGCGGCGGCCGCGGCCAUGUACAACAGCAUGUACCGGACUCCCCCCGCGCCGCACCCUCAGCUCCAGCGGCCGCUGGUGCCGCGGGUGCUGAUCCACGGGCUGGGGCCCGGCGGGCAGCCGGCCCUUAACCCUCUGGCCAACCCCAUGCCCGGCACCCCGCACCCCCGGUGA
Molecule: messenger RNA, 1122 nt
Organism: Colius striatus (speckled mousebird)
Lineage: Eukaryota; Metazoa; Chordata; Aves; Coliiformes; Coliidae
Gene: BARHL2
Product: BarH like homeobox 2
Exons: 3
Coding region: 1-1122 (373 amino acids)
Biological process (GO): regulation of transcription by RNA polymerase II
Cellular component (GO): nucleus
Molecular function (GO): RNA polymerase II transcription regulatory region sequence-specific DNA binding; DNA-binding transcription factor activity, RNA polymerase II-specific
Source: RefSeq, a predicted model, not a curated record